Molecule: messenger RNA, 486 nt
Organism: Myotis daubentonii (Daubenton's bat)
Lineage: Eukaryota; Metazoa; Chordata; Mammalia; Chiroptera; Vespertilionidae
Product: claudin-7-like
Exons: 2
Coding region: 64-486 (140 amino acids)
Source: RefSeq, a predicted model, not a curated record
UCCCAGUAAUGAAAGGCCUCCUUCCCUUUGCUCGCAGCGGCCUUUCAGGCCGCUAGAGCGCUCAUGGUGGUGCCCCUCGUGCUGGGCUUCAUGGCCAUGUUCGUGGCCACGAUGGACAUGAAGUGCACACGCUGUGGGGGAGACGACAAAGUGAAAAAGGCCCGUAUAGCCAUGACCGGAGGCACCAUUUUCAUCGUGGCCGGUCUGGCUGCUUUGAUAGCUUGCUCCUGGUACGACCAUAAGAUCAUCACAGGCUUUUAUAACCCUUUGGUCCCCAUGAAUACUAAGGACGAGGUUGGUCCUGCCGUCUUCAUCGGCUGGGCAGGGCCUGCUCUGGUCCUCUUGGGAGGUGCAAUGCUCUCUUGCUCCUGCCCUGAGAGUGAGGGCAAAGCUAGGUAUGGUGCGCCCCGCUCCUACUCUAAGCCGAGCUCUGCCAAGGCCCCAACACUGCUGACUCUUGAAGACUCAGGUACUUGGUUUCCUUAA